UCCUCGGCUCUCUCCGUAACCUGAUUUCGAUUCCUAUCAGAUAUUUGUACUAUACCUACAAUAUUCACUGCAUGUGCCUACUGAACACGUUCGCGCAGUUUCAUGGCGUCCACCUGCACGCAGCAAGAACUUGUAUUCUUCCCGAAAGCAGAUGCGGCUGUGCUCACUUCAAAGCCACCGCCAGACUACCCGCUCGCUGUCGGUCCGAUCUUUGAUCCUGACAGUGUAAACACUCCAGUCUCGCCAUGGCCUGUAGACGCCGAAGAGACCCACUACCCUCCCAUGAAGGACGCCGUUGCGCCAGCACCGGUACCAGACAAACAAGUCUGUGCAACGGAUCGCUACCUACGCGCGCCCCUGACGAAAAAUGAAAGAUAUCGACUGUCCAUGGUCUGGUAUUAUACGCGCGAUAUCUUUGAGGAAGCUGAAUUCCUGGCGGGUUUGCAGGAGAAAGUCUGUAUCGCUCAGGAGUCCACUGGAUGGGAAUUCGCUGUCAUAGGCAUUCUCGAUGUCAACUACUACACUCGCCUGGCCACAAUCGGUCUCCCUCUCGCAAUAUUGCCUCGAGGCGAAACCAUCUGUGCACACACGGUUGCCCAGCCUCCAGGAGUACGUGCGCAGCGCGUAUGACUUAUGUGAUGGUCGUUAAC
Molecule: messenger RNA, 650 nt
Organism: Paraphaeosphaeria sporulosa
Lineage: Eukaryota; Fungi; Ascomycota; Dothideomycetes; Pleosporales; Didymosphaeriaceae
Exons: 1
Coding region: 103-630 (175 amino acids)
Source: RefSeq, a predicted model, not a curated record